GUGAUGUUACGUGACUCUCCUUCUUUCUUUCUUUCUGUCUCUCUGUCUUUGGUUUUUGCUUUUCAUGAUGUGCUUCUAAGCUACUGCACCUGUUCCCAGAUAUGAUCCUACAUAUUAAUUAUUUUUCUUUUCUUUUUCUUUUGUUAGUUUAGUUUGUUGAGUGAGUGAGUGGUGGCUAAUGGCUAUUCUUUUCUUGCAAUUUUUUGGUUUUGCUGCCUUUGAGUUUCUUGGUAAUAAUAUCGAUAUAAAAUAUGAGAUAGAUUAUCUGGUUAAUCUGGUUAUUGGUUGCUAAAUCUAGCUUCUUUUUUCCUCUUCUGUUUUUAAUUUUCUGCAUCGUCUCCGUCUUUUAUUUUCACACACAAGUCAAGUGAUUUAUACGUAUAUUAUUUAUGGGUUUUAUUUUAUGUGAUCGAUCUAAGAUAUUCUCGAAUAAUCACAUCUCUAGUCCAAACCCUUUUGCAUUACCUUAAAUUAAAUAAAUUGUCAAGCCAAUGUUAUGUGGAAUUGUUAGUAACUGCGCCUUUUCGUUCAAUGAGUUUUUGUCCUUCUUCUUUCACAAUAUUCUGUGAGGUUCCAUGGAAAUUGUUUGCAUUUUGUAAAUGUUUUGGUUGAAUGCCCUCUGGAUGGAUGAAUGCUGGGUUUCUUUUAAGGUUGGGUUGGGUACUUGGGAAGUGCAAAAGAGUAUAAUUAAGUAAUAUUCAUUGCGUGGUGGUGUUCUCGUGCAUUUUCUUUUCAAACUUGAAAGGGUUAAAUAUGUCUGAGUCAUGUGCAGAAGUUGGCAAAUUUCUGGAAAGUGGAAAGGAAGUAUGGCAGAUUCAUUGGGUUUGAUAAAAGUUACAGUCGUGCAAGGGAAAAGACUGGUCGUCCGGGAUUUCACGAGCAGCGACCCUUAUGUUGUUGUCAAGUUGGGCAAUCAGGUGGCAAAAACCAAGGUUAUCAACAGUUGCCUCAAUCCAGUUUGGAAUGAAGAGCUAAGCUUCUUCCUUAAGGAGCCUAUUGGAGAUCUAAGUUUGGAAGUGUUCGACAAAGACUUUCUGAAGACGGAUGAUAAGAUGGGAUAUGCUCACCUCAGCCUUCAGCCUAUAGUCUCCGCUGCUAGAUUGAGACAGAUUUUGCGUGUUUCUUCUGGUGAGACAACAUUAAGGAAGGUUGUCCCAGACGGUGAAAACUGCCUAGUUAGGGAAAGCUCCAUCACAAGUGUAGACGGUGAGGUGGUGCAGAGUGUUUGGUUGAGGCUUUGUGAUGUUGAGUCAGGGGAAAUCGAGCUGAAAAUCAAGUUACCUAAUGCGCCGGUUGCGUAGUGCGGAAGUUAGGGUUGGCUUAGGUGCAGACCUCUAACAAAAGGGAGAAGAAUUGAAUCUUCAUAGCAUGGUCAUUUUCUGUUGCAACUCCUCUAGGAAUGCCAAGGAGAUUGACAAUGUAGUGGGAUGAAUUUGUACUAGCUCAAGGGGGAGUGGGUUGUUUCAACUUCUGAAGACUCUUUAAUUUGGAAUCCUGUGCAUGUAUGAAUGUAUUGUAGGUUUUAUGGAUAAUGGUGUCAUCCAAUUCUUCUUUAAUUAUGUAGAAACUCAAUUUUUCAGGGUUUA
Pyrus x bretschneideri (Chinese white pear) is the source of this 1586-nucleotide messenger RNA. RefSeq names its product protein C2-DOMAIN ABA-RELATED 11. The coding region runs from base 765 to 1301 and encodes 178 amino acids. The record is from RefSeq and is a predicted model, not a curated record. NCBI's taxonomy places the organism in Eukaryota, Viridiplantae, Streptophyta, Magnoliopsida, Rosales, Rosaceae. The transcript has 3 exons.